AGCUCCAUUAACUUAAUAUCACCACGUAUUUCUGUGGCAAUUCCGAGUAAUAGAACGUCAUCCGUGUCCCAGAGCUCAUCGCACGCUCGCCCACACACAAAGUAACUCGCCACCCCACGCCCCUCAUUGGAAUGGCUUUCCCUAGUCUGCAGCCACUCACCCCGCCUGCUGUGCUGUAAUCUCGCGAGAAAGGCCGAGGUUUCCGGUGUUGUGAAUGUCUCCCAGCCGCGCAUCAUGGCGGUCAGCAUCCGCGCCCGCUCCCUCCGGCACCUCAGGCUAAGAGGUCGGAAUGACAGCGGGGAGGAGAACGUUCCAUUAGACCUCAGUAGAGAACCAAGCGAUAAUUUGAGAGAGAUUCUACAAAAUGUGGCCAAACUGCAUGGAGUCUCUAACAUGCGAAAGCUGGGCCACCUGAACAAUUUUAUUAAGCUUCUAUGCAACGUUGGCCACAAUGAAGAAAAAUUAGGUUUUAUGUAUGAAGAUAUUAUUAUAUGUUUGCGAUUAGCUUUGUUAAAUGAAGCAAAAGAAGUGCGAGCAGCUGGUCUCAGGGCUCUUCGAUAUCUUAUCAGAGAUUCCAGUAUUUUACAAAAGGUGCUAACAUUGAAAGUUGAUUACUUAAUAGCCAGGUGCAUAGAUAUACAGCAAAGUAAUGAAGUUGAGAGGACGCAAGCACUUCGGCUAGUCAGAAAGAUGAUUACUGUGAAUGCUUCCUUAUUUCCUAGCUCCAUAACCAAUACCUUAAUAGCAGUUGGAAAUGAUGGCCUUCAGGAGAGGGACAGGAUGGUCCGAGCCUGCAUUGCCAUAUUAUGUGAACUAGCACUUCUGAACCCAGAAGUGGUGGCACUUAGAGGUGGACUGAGCACUAUCCUGAAAAAUGUGAUUGACUGCCAGCUGAGUCGGAUAAACGAGGCUCUCAUCACCACCGUUCUGCACCUUCUGAAUCACCCAGACACGCGGCAGUACGUGCGCGCUGAUAUAGAAUUAGAGCAAAUUCUAGCACCAUACACAGAUUUUCACUACAGACACAAUCCAGACACUGCUGAAGGACAGCUUAAAGAGGACAGAGAAGCCCGAUUCCAAGCAAGCAAACUGGGAAUUGUAGCAGCAUUCCGUUCAUGGGCAGGUAUUAUUAGCUUGUGCAAGCCUGGCAACUCUGGGAUCCAGUCUCUAAUUGGAGUUCUUUGUAUACCAAACAUGGAGAUACGGCGAGGUCUACUUGAGGUACUUUAUGAUAUUUUUCGCCUCCCUCUACCAGUUGUGACAAAGGAAUUUACAGAAGCUCUUUUGAGUGUUGAUCCAAGUAGGUUUCAGGAUUCUUGGAGACUUUCUGAUGGUUUUGUGGCAGCAGAAGCCAAAACGAUUCUUCCGCACAGAGCACGUUCCAGACCUGAUCUCAUGGACAACUAUUUGGCGCUGGUCUUAUCCGCUUUUAUUACAAAUGGUCUAUUAGAGGGAUUAGUUGAAGUCAUAACAAGCAGCGAUGAUGAUGUGUCCGUCAGAGCAACAAUCAUCCUUGGGGAACUCUUGCACAUAGCGAAUACAAUCCUUCCUCAUUCCCACAGUCAUCACUUGCACUGUUUACCAACGCUAAUGAACCUGGCUGCCUCUUUUGACAUCCCGAAGGAGAAGAGACUAUGGGCCAGUGCAGCUUUAAAUUGCUUAAAGCGCUUCCAUGAAAUGAAGAAACGAGGGCCUAAACCUUACAGCCUCUACUUGGAUCAUAUUGUCCAGAAAGCAGUCACGACCCACCACAAAAAGGAUCAGCAUCAACGUCUGCAGAAAGAUAUAUUUAUUCUGAAGGACUCUGAAGAGGCGCUGGUGAUGAACCUGAAAGACUGCCAAGUUCUAAAUCAUAAAGAAAACCUUGAUUGGAAUUGGAAUCUCAUAGGGACCAUAUUGAAGUGGCCAAAUGUGAAUUUAAGGAAUUGCAAAGAUGAGCAGCUGCACAGGUUUGUUCGGCGACUACUGUAUUUUUACAAGCCUAGCAGCAAGCUCUAUGCCAAUUUAGAUCUGGACUAUAGCAAGGCUAAACAGCUGACUGUCGUGGGCUGCCAGUUCACAGAGUUCCUUCUGGAAUCCGAAGAAGAUGGGCAAAGUUACCUUGAAGACCUGGUGAAAGACAUUGUGCUCUGGUUAAGCUUGUCAUCAGGAAUGAAAUCAGAUCGAAGCUUGCAGAACAAUGGCCUCCUAAACACACUCAGCCAGCACUACUUUCUGUUUAUUGGUACUCUAUCCUGCCACCCACAUGGCGUCAAAAUGCUGGAGAAAUGCAAUGUAUUUCAGUGUCUUUUGAAUCUUUGCUCCCUGAAAAACCAAGAUCACUUGUUAAAGUUAGCCAUCUCCUGCCUGGAUUAUAGCCGAGAUGGGCUGGCCAGAGUCAUUCUUUCCAAAACCCUGACUGCUUCUACUGAUAGCUGCCGGCUGUAUGCCACCAAGCACUUGCGAGUCCUUCUGAGAGCCAACGUUGAGUUUUUCAGUAACUGGGGCAUUGAGCUACUGGUGACCCAGCUGCAUGAUAAAAGCAAAAAUAUAUCUUCUGAAGCUGUGGACAUCUUGGAUGAGGCCUGUGAAGACAAGGCCAAUCUCCAUGCACUGAUCCAAAUGAAACCGGCACUCUCUCAUCUCGGGGACAAGGGGCUUCUCCUUCUCCUUAGAUUCAUGUCAAUUCCAAAAGGCUUCUCUUAUUUAAAUGAGAGAGGUUAUGUGACCAAGCAGCUGGAAAAAUGGCAAAAGGAAUACAAUUUAAAAUAUGUAGAUCUGAUUGAGGAGCAGUUAAACGAAGCUCUCACCACUUAUCGCAAGCCAGUUGAUGGUGACAACUAUGUUCGGCGUAGCAAUCAAAGACAGCAGCGGCCCCAUGUUUAUUUACCUGUGCAUUUGUAUGGGCAGCUGGUGUACCAUAAGACUGGUUGUCAUCUGCUGGAAGUUCAGAAUGUUGUCCCAGAUCUGAGCUACACUGUCCGAUCGCCAUCAUUAGACAAAUGGGAUGGAAUCAAGCAGCUGAAAGCAGCCCUUUGGGCACUGGGUAACAUUGGGUCUUCGAACUGGGGACUUAAUUUACUUCAAGAGGAGAAUGUGAUCCCUGAUAUUGUAUCUCUGGCUCAGCAUUGUGACGUUCUCUCAAUAAGAGGGACCUGCGCGUAUGUCCUUGGCCUGCUCAGCAGAACAAAGCAAGGUUGCGAUACCCUAAAGCAGCAUAACUGGGAUGCCGUAAGGCACAGUCGCAGGCAUCUUUGGCCAGUGGUCCCUGAUGAUAUGGAGCAGCUGUGCAAUGAGCUUUCUUCUAUACCAAGCACGCUUAGCUUGAACUCUGAGUCGACCAGUUCUCGGCAUAAUAGCGAGAGUGAACCUGCCCUUCCCAGUAUGUUCAUCAUCGAGGACGAACGAUUUGCAAACUCAUCGACAAACUCAUUUUUUUUCAACGAGGAGCCCGAGCAAAUGUUUUACGAUAAACCCCUGAAGGACAAAGACCGCAGUCCAUUCACCCUCCUCGCUCAGAGUAAGUUCGUGAAGAAUCGUUUUUUAAAUUCGCUGACCCUUCCAAGUAAGAAAAUUCGGAGCAGUAGCAGCAGCAGCAGCAGCGACCCUAAAGGGAAUAAGCUCCUUACAGAAAGCAAACAGGGCUUGCGAAGGAACAGAACCAUCACAGAUCCUUGCAGUGAUGUGGACUAUAACUCUAUGGACAGCUUAGGCUCGGUCUUCAAAAUUCCGAAAGUAAACCCUCGCCUGGAGAUAUCUUCUGUCAACAGAAACACAGAUGACACUGGCAGCACCCCCAGUUUUACAGAAAAUGACCUAAAGCUUCCAAAAUAUCUGGGAAACGAAAUUCACAGAGACCAUACAAGCAGAGAAAGACUAAUAGGCGAUGGUUCUACCAACACCCACUUUAAGAGCCGCAGCCUGAGUUUCAAUACGGACACCACAACGAGCGGUAUAAGCUCAAUGAGCUCAAGUCCUUCCAGAGAGACUGUGGGAAUAGACACUACAACCCUUGAUACUGACUGUGGGAGUUUAAGUACAGUAGUAAGCACCAAAACUGUUAGGCCAAGCCACCCAACCAUACUGCACCUCCCUCUUUCAAAAUCGAACUCUGUGUCUCUGGUACCUCCCGGCUCCGCCCAUACACUUCCUAGAAGAGCACAAUCCCUUAAGGCACCUUCAAUUGCUGCCAUAAAGAAUUUAGCAGAUUAUAACUUUAGCUACACGAGUUCUCGGGACGCUUUUGGCUACGCAACGUUAAAGCGGAUUCAGCAGCAGCGGAUGCAUUCUUCACUGUCGCACUCUGAAGCCUUAGCUUCUCCUGCCAAAGAUGUUCUUUUCACUGAUACGAUAACCAUGAAGACAGGGAGCUUGGACUCUAGACUAACGUCCAGCAGGUUUAUGAAAGCCUUAAGUUAUGCCUCGUUAGACAAGGAGGAUUUAUUAAGCCCUAUUAACCAGAAUACACUUCAGCGAUCUUCGUCGGUACGCUCCAUGAUAUCGAAUGCAGCUUACGGCAGUUCAGAUGAUUAUAUAGGACUCGCUCUGCCUAUGGACAUCAACGACAUGUUCCAGGUGAAGGAAACUCCUUAUUUUCAGAAGACUGUGCCCCCCAGUGAAGAGCGAGCAGCUAAAUUGUUUGCACCGGAAGUAGGAGGUAUUCAAGGAUCUGGGGUGAGGAGUCCAUACCAGGCGUUGCGGCAGCAGUUCAGCAUUACAGAGAUAAUGAACUCGAGUCGCUCAGAUGCCUCCCAGUUUCUGGAGAAUACAGAAGACACGGGGCUGCAGGAGCACACGGAUGACAACUGCCUUUACUGUGUUGGGAUUCAGUUAAUGGGCUACAACCAUUCUAAUCAGUUAAAUGAAUAUAGUCGAUUAGACUUUCCUGACAUUCCACAUUCUGACUGGUGCGCCCAUACUAUCCCCAAUCACUUAGAGGUGGUAUCCCAUCCUUCCAAGUAUUCUGGGAUAUCAGGGUGUAGUGAUGCUGUGUCCCAGGGCUCGGCAAGCAGUGACAAAAGCACAGAGUUAGUUCUAGGUGGGAAAUCGAUUCCUGAAGAUACACCUGUAUGCAGAAUCCUGCUAAGGAAAGAGGUCUUAAGGCUUGUCAUUAACCUGAGCAGCUCAGUAGGAACAAAAGGCCAUGAAACUGGGCUCUUAACGAUUAAGGAGAAGUUUCCUCAAGCAUUUGAUGACAUUUGCCUCUAUUCUGAGGUUUCCCACUUAUUAGCACAUUGCACAUUUCGACUCCCUUCCCGGAGAUUUAUUCAGGAGCUCUUUCAAGAUGUUCAGUUUCAGAUUAUGCAUGAAGAGGCCGAGGCUCUCCUAGCGGUGCCACCAAAGCCCAUGGUAAUAAGUACGGAACCGGAAUCCUGACCUUCAGUCGUCUCGGAAGACUGCAAAUGACUUUGUCUGAUUAAGCAGACGGACAGACGGAGGAGCACGUCCUGUUAUCCUGCUCCGGUGCAAACUGGUACCUGCCAGGGGAAGGAAGAGCCCGAACACCGACGCACCCUGCUUCUCCCUGGCAAUUUCUGGGGGGACCCUAAUAGUCAGUAUCUAUGUAUGCAAGAGCCAAGCACUGAAACGCCUGCACCGCUCACCUGUAAAUAACCAUGCGGAAAUCUCUCGGACAGGAAAUGCCGACUCCUGCGCUGUUCUUGGCGAGCAACGCAAUGCCUUCUCUACGGACAGAUGGGUACUUCCCUGCAUGUCCCUUCCAGUCAGCGGAGACUUGCCAUGUUGUAUAGAGGCAGCUCAGGGACAAAGGCCCUGUGAUGUAUUUUCAAAACACUACUUGGAAAUAAUGUAUUUCUUCUUGUUUUUAUAGCACCGGCUAAGGCACCUCCUCCCUUUCCUAUAACCUUUCCAUUGCCACUGCAUUUUCGGACUCCUCGCCCUAAACCUAUUUUAUUGCCAUGUCAUGCAUUGUGUGCUCUUGUUUUGGAACCAACACUGAUCCUUCUCUGGUUAAGGAAACUAACGUAGCUCUCCUUAUUCAUCACUAGGCAAUAUCUGACACAGUGCCAUUUUGUGGCCAGUCUAGAAGCUUGCAGCAGCCAUAAUACAUUUCAGUGCUACGGCAUGGCUCUCGUGGCAAUCAGGCUAGAAGGUAAUUUUGCACAUUCCAUGAUAAAAGACAAUCUCAACAUUUAUUAAUUAGACAAAUUAAUAUGAUUUAGGAUUGCUGUGAACAUACGGAGCUACCCGAACCUCCCUCCCUCUUCCUAUUAAAGCAAGUACUUUUUAUUUUUCUUUAAUUAUUUGCACAAGACUGGUUUGUAUGUACAGGAGAGGACGAUGGCUUCAACACAGGCACUUUUUUUUUGCUUUUUAAAAACAUAUCUAUCUAAAAUCGGAUGGAGAUGUUCAGGGGGGGGGGGGGGGGGGGGGGGGAUUUUUUUUGUAUGUUUGUUUGCUGCCGGAAACUCUGCCUUCAAUGCGUUGCGGUGCGAUGGCGAUGGAGGGCUUUCUAGCAGCAAAAGGACGCAGAUAUGCAAAUAUGUAUAUAUACAGCAUGAUCACCUUCACUACAUGAGUAUGUAAUUAACCUUUAAACUGUUGACCAGCUUGAGCAUAUAUAUGUGUGUGUGUAUGUGUAUAUAUAUCAUUCAGCUGGACUGUUGGAACCUGUGCAAAUAUUCAGUGAGCUCUUAGCUGAAAGGUGUCAGUCUCUCUCUCACAAGAUAUGUCCUACUUACCUGCAGGGGGUUUAGUCUUGUAGGGACUACAGAAUGCCCUUAAUCUCUCUUAUGAUAUAUAUAAUCAUAUCCCCAGCUGUCCAGUUUCUUCACUGGAAGUCAUAAUAGACAGGGGCACCGAUUACCUGCAAAUGGGGCGGAGCUUGGUCCUGUUGCCAAGUGAGCCUUGCGCUUAGGACUUUUAUAAAGGACAGUGUCCUUACCGUGGGGUAUAGACAAAAGAGUAAAUGCCAAGGCACAAUGAAUUUAAAGCACUUUGGCAGUAGGGUUUCCUAAUGGUGUUUUAUAUCAGUAAUCUAUAUAAACUAUUCGUCAUGUUCUCCUUCCCUUCUGGAACCUGAAUGCAAUUGGCUAUUGUAUUUAUAGAAACUUAUCUUUGACUCCCAUAAGUGGGGAACUUGUAUUGUAGCUAAUGUUUUCCACAGUAAGCCUUUUUCCUACUCUAUUAAAUGUGUAAUAGAUUCAUGUAUCAGGCCUGGACUGGCAAUCUGUGGGUCUGGCAAAUGCCAGAGGGGCUGCUGUAAGGUGCCAUAGUCACUAUUUAUUGGGCUGGUGGGGGGCUGGUUGGGCCCCUGUGUACUUGAUAUGCCAGGGGCUAUUUUGACCCCCAGUCUGGGCCUGUUUAUCACAUACUAGGGGUGCGCUGAAUCCAGGAAUUGCUUUGGAUUGGAUCCCAGUACUUUUUGCGAGAGUCUGAUUUGCCAUUGAAGCCAACUAGCGUAUCUGCAAUAUUUUGGCAAAAAUGGUAGCAUUUCCCACAGCUGCCAUUACUUAAUUGUAUUGAAAACACAUAGAAAAUGGCAUUUUGUAACAUUUGCUGCCUUUUUCCUGCAAUGAUUUUGUGUGUCAUGAACUUCUUUGUGAUUUUCAAUUAAUAUUAAUAAUUUUAUUUAAAUCCCACCUUCAUUCCUUGGGAUGGGGGGACCCUGCCAGUUGUUUCUCAUCUCUCUGAUAUGAGAGAUCUGUUUCGCAUUCACACUCAUUCACCCAAUCAGAACUCCCUGCUCCCCUUACACGGCUGCUGGUUCUAGGAGGAGUCGGAGGCGCCAGUUCCUUCUGUUGCAGCCAUAUUGUAUAGUAUUUCUGUGGCGAUCCAUUGCAUUCCAAGUUAUUCCACUUCUUUCUGGUUUUAUGGAAAUCUGUUUUACAGCAAUUCCUGUUGGCCGAGGCUUGGGAACCGCUGCUAAGUUAUUAACAUGGACAUGAGCUAGGACCGACUCAUUUUGGAAAUAUUUCAGCACUAACUGUAGAUUAAAGGGCAAGUAAUAGCCCAUUUUAUAUAGGCAUAAAACCUGAAGCAGUUGUAAAUAGCUUAUCUGCUAUAGAAAGUAGAGACCCUACAGGACCUUAUAGGAUGGUCUCAGCAGCUACAAAGAAGCUUUUUUAUAGAAAUGGUAUGAGGCUAAAGUCAGACUGACCAUUUAACCACAGUUAGAACACUCCUUCUGUCUGUCAUUCUUUAAUAUUUUAAAGCUUCCCGGGUGUUGGGAUAAGCCCACAGCAGAAGUGGGGUUGCCCAACCCAUAGGCUAUUUAGGGCGCGAUGUGAGGGCUAUGGCAGUUGUGUUCUACGGAUGCACCGAAUCCCUUUCGGAUUUGGCUGAACCCCCAAAUCAAUUCGGCUGAACACCGACCCAAAUCCUAAUUAGCACAUGCUAAUUAGGUGUUGGAAGGGUUAAAUGUCGCAGUGCCACAUGAGAAAAAUUUCAACUUCUGUGUUUACGUGACAGAAAGUCACAUGAUUUUUACAAUUUUGGUUUGGCCAAGUCUGAAUCCUGCGGAAAAAGGCAGAAUCUUGGCUGAAUACUGACCCGAAUUCUGCAUUUGGGGCAUCCCUAGUUUCCCUUAGAUACUCCUGGAAACCCAGAUUUCAUAUAACCCUGUUUUCAUAUAACCGUCACGUUAUUAUAAGGGGGGCCCUGGCCAAAUGUUGGCUCUCGAAGUGGGGCCUGAACUGGGAAAGCUAGAUCGCUUCUAGGGAACCACUGUGCCGCAACCUCUCGGGGUGGCAAGCAGCCUUUCACUGCCAGAUGCUCUAGAACGUAUUUGUAAGUGGAGGGCUGCCUUUAACUUCUAUGAGGGCUUCAGGCACGGCAUUAGCCAUAGACUCAUAUGGCUGAGAAGAGUUUUUAUCAGCCGCUGUUUCACCAGAUGUCAAUGGCAGCCCAAAUGGCCAUUCUGACUGUAGCCUUACAGCUACUGGGGCAAACUUAAUGUUUCUCUGCAACACAGAAGUAACCCAUAAUUAAACAUCAUGAAACCCUUUCACUUAUUGGUGUUACUGGCUCAUUGCACAGUCCUGGCUGGGACAAGCUGGCAAUGCAGUUAGCCACUGGUAAAUACUGUAAUGAUAUUUCAGUUCCUUCCUUCCUGAUUGGACUAAUGCAGUGAUGGUUAAGUGUAGGGUUUGCUGUCCCUUUUGUAAACUUCCCAAGCAAUAACCAUUCUGUGUCCAUGUGGUAAAAAUGGCAUCCAGUGUCUCUCUGAUUGGCCAGUAAUGCCUCUAGCAAUGUUUGUCAUAUCUCUGCACCCUGCAUUCAUGUAACUGCCAGGCACACACAGGCCGUGCUUGGGUAAUUGGCAUGAUUACAGUAAAAUGGACCAAUCUUCCCAUUUGCUAGUGAGCCCCACAGCAUAGGAUUUGAUAGAUAAUGGCACCCUAUUAGGAUACAGAGAUGGGCAGCAACUCCCUCGUGCUUGUAUGCAUAGCUGCUGUUAGGGGUGAGGGCCUGCCAUUUGCAUAUAGUAGGGCCCCAGAGCAGCAAGUGUAGGAAGGGCAGAGGGUCAGUUGGGGUAGUUACGGUACCACAUACAUUACAUUAUUGUUGCCCAGCCUGUAAAUGUUAAUGAGCAACCUUUAGCACCCCAUGAUGUUCCUAUAGGCUGUAAGGUAGUGUAUGUUUUAGUCCAAAAAUGGCUGAAGGGAAAGGUAGUCUAGAUUGUUCCAUAUCUACUAAAGAGAGACUAUCCAACCCACUUUCCUCUUAGCCAUUUUUAGACUAAAACAUACACUGCCUUACAGCCUAUAGGAACAUUGGGAGUCUGCCUGGGAUCCAGCUGUUCUGACUGCUGAAGGAAAGAUCAUUGUCCUGUAUGUAGUCUGCUUCGGUUACUCAUUCAGUGCCUCUAAUGCAUCCUUUCGGUCAUCAGCACCAUGGUAAAUUUACUAUAGGGGUAAUCAGGUAAAGGCAUUGCCCAUCAACGCAGAGACCCACCUUCACUCUGAUCAUAUAUACUUACCAGGCCCAGCCAUUGUUCCCCAGGGUACGGCCUUCAUUCUGAUCAUUUUAACUUACCAGGCCCAGCCAUUGUUCCCCAGGGUACCGCCUUCAUUCUGAUCAUCUAUACUUACCAGGCCCAGCCACUGUUCCCCAGGGUACGGCCUUCAUUCUGAUCAUCUAUACUUACCAGGCCCAGCCACUGUUCCCCAGGGUACGGCCUUCAUUCUGAUCAUCUAUACUUACCAGGCCCAGCCACUGUUCCCCAGGGUACCGCCUUCAUUCUGAUCAUCUAUACUUACCAGGCCCAGCCAUUGUUCCCCAGGGUACUGCCUUCAUUCUGAUCAUUUAUACUUACCAGGCCCAGCCACUGUUCCCCAGGGUACGGCCUUCAUUCUGAUCAUUUAUACUUACCAGGCCCAGCCACUGUUCCCCAGGGUACGGCCUUCAUUCUGAUCAUCUAUACUUACCAGGCCCAGCCACUGUUCCCCAGGGUACCGCCUUCAUUCUGAUCAUCUAUACUUACCAGGCCCAGCCAUUGUUCCCCAGGGUACUGCCUUCAUUCUGAUCAUUUAUACUUACCAGGCCCAGCCACUGUUCCCCAGGGUACGGCCUUCAUUCUGAUCAUCUAUACUUACCAGGCCCAGCCAUUGUUCCCCAGGGUACGGCCUUCAUUCUGAUCAUUUAUACUUACCAGGCCCAGCCAUUGUUCCCCAGGGUACUGCCUUCAUUCUAAUCAUUUAUACUUACCAGGCCCAGCCACUGUUCCCCAGGGUACUGCCUUCAUUCUGAUCAUUUAUACUUACCAGGCCCAGCCACUGUUCCCCAGGGUACUGCCUUCAUUCUGAUCAUCUAUACUUACCAGGCCCAGCCAUUGUUCCCCAGGGUACUGCCUUCAUUCUGAUCAUCUAUACUUACCAGGCCCAGCCACUGUUCCCCAGGGUACCGCCUUCAUUCUGAUCAUUUAUACUUACCAGGCCCAGCCAUUGUUCCCCAGGGUACUGCCUUCAUUCUGAUCAUCUAUACUUACCAGGCCCAGCCACUGUUCCCCAGGGUACCGCCUUCAUUCUGAUCAUUUAUACUUACCAGGCCCAGCCACUGUUCCCCAGGGUACCCUCAUGGUAUGGCUGAAGUAAGGAAUGAGACUUUAUAAGGGCACCUGUCUAUCAAUAUACAAUAAGCAGCACUUUAUCUGCUUACCAACCAAGGUUUGUUUGUAACACAUGUUUUGCCCAAUAUAUGUACUGAUCACAUCUGCAAGCAACAGCAAUGCAUAGAAUUAUCCAGCUGUACUUGGCUCUUCCCUUCUUGCAUCUAUUCCUUUAUGGUAAUGGCGCCCAAAGAGGUACUUUCUACCCAUCUACCCAAGUUCCUCCUUUCCAUUUAGUUCUCAGCGCAACUCUCAGCGGCAAUGCCAAGCUCAAGAUGCAAUUGUUGGUACGUGCCAUGCGCAAUCGCUGUAUUUAUCACUUUAUACUUUCCCUUUGGACGGCGGCCACAUUGUACCCAGUUUCUAGUAUUAAGUUCUCAGUCAGAGCUCACUACUUUAUGUGUGUAUUGGAACAGUGACAAGUCAUUGUGUAGCUCUAAGAUAUGCAAUCUACAGCCUCCAUCGGCUGCCAUUUAAUAGGGGCUAACUUGCCAGUGUCCCAGAGACUUUAGGGCAAGAUGGUGGCUGUGUGCUCAACCAGCAGACUCCAUUCAGCUGUUGUCUAUCAUGAGCACAGAUCUUCCUCUCCUUCCUACUUUCUGGAUACUCAAUGGAUAUAAUCUUGCUGACUUUCCCCCCGAUAUAUAACGGCACCCUCUUAUGGUCAGGUGUUAAUGGUUUUUGUGCUGCUGUUUACAAAGGAUUCUUCUAAAUAUAGGAGCUUCUUUCUAGGAUAUUCUGUGCCCAUCAUGCCCUGUGAGAGCCAACUGACUACCCUAGAGCAGGGAUCCCCAACCAGUGGCUCAGGGGCAACAUGUUGCUCCCCAACCCCUUGGAUGUUGCUCUCAGUGCCCCCAAACCAGGGAGUUAUUUUUGAAUUCCUGACUUAGUGGCAAGUUUUGGUUGAAUAAAAACCUUAUGUAAUGCCAAGCAGAGCCUCCUGUAGGCCGCCAGUCCACAUAGAGCUACCAAGCAGCCAAUCAUAGUGCUUAUUUGGCACCCCAGGUACAUUUUUCACACUCGUGUUGCUCCCAAACAUUUUACAUUUACAUUUGAACCCAUAUCCUUGCCUUUAAUCUGCAUACUCCUAGUAAGUGAGGACACAUUUUGUGAAUGAAGGUGACUAUAUUGCAACCAUUUCAGAUGGUCUUUUUGAAGUGGUGUGAAGUAGAACUAAAGAAAAUGUGACUGCUUAGUAACCAUCUCAUAGCUGUCUCUCUCGCUCUCACUGGGGGGGUUUCUUUAGUAAUACGCUGCUACACUUUUGGAGGAUAUACUAUUUGUAGGUCACUGCACAGACAUGAACUUCUCAUUUAUAUUGUAUAACUGUAAUAUAGAAAGGAAAACGAAAUACUAUUUAUAUAUUUUCCGUAAGAAUAUUUCAUUGAGCUGUGUAUAAUUUAAAGGAAAAGAAGAGGCUUGUUCCAAAUGUUUCGCCCAUCGUUUUUUUUUUUUUAUUAUUUUCUCCUUGUAUAGUGUGUACAGUUACUGUGGAAGGGCAUUGGAGCCUUCUCAAGCAUAAUCUGACGAAAGGGAUAUAUUGUUAAUAAAAUAUACCAAAAAUUCUCA
Molecule: messenger RNA, 12616 nt
Organism: Xenopus tropicalis (tropical clawed frog)
Lineage: Eukaryota; Metazoa; Chordata; Amphibia; Anura; Pipidae
Gene: rictor
Product: RPTOR independent companion of MTOR, complex 2
Exons: 38
Coding region: 235-5355 (1706 amino acids)
Biological process (GO): TOR signaling
Cellular component (GO): TORC2 complex
Source: RefSeq, a predicted model, not a curated record